Molecule: messenger RNA, 3154 nt
Organism: Mytilus trossulus (common blue mussel)
Lineage: Eukaryota; Metazoa; Mollusca; Bivalvia; Mytilida; Mytilidae
Product: protein disulfide-isomerase-like
Exons: 10
Coding region: 144-1637 (497 amino acids)
Biological process (GO): response to endoplasmic reticulum stress; protein folding
Cellular component (GO): endoplasmic reticulum
Molecular function (GO): protein disulfide isomerase activity
Source: RefSeq, a predicted model, not a curated record
ACACGGUUCUGUUGUGCUGACUUAUUUUACGCAUGCGCACAAUAAACCGGUCUCUUUGCCACGUUGAAGACUUCAACUAGGUUCAUAUACUUUGGGAUCAGUCUUUUACAUCACAGAACCAAACGGUUAUACUUGCAAAAAAUAUGCUGCCUUUAUUUCUAAGUGCCUGCUUUGUUGCUCUAACUUUUGGAGCAGACAUUAAAGACGAAAAUGGUGUUUUAGUGUUGACAACAGCAAAUAUGGAAGAUGCUCUGAAAGAAAACCCCAACAUCUUGAUUGAGUUUUAUGCCCCAUGGUGUGGCCAUUGUAAAGCUCUAGUACCAGAGUAUGAGAAGGCAGCCAAAGCUUUAGCUGAUGAAGGCUCAGACAUUAAGUUAGCCAAGGUUGAUGCUACUGUCGAGACUUCACUUGGAGAAAAAUAUGAAGUCCGAGGCUACCCUACUAUCAAAUUCUUCAGAUCAGGAACACCAACUGAUUAUUCAGGUGGUAGACAGUCAGCUGAUAUUGUAAACUGGUUGAAGAAGAAGACUGGUCCCGCUUGUGUUACUUUAGAUUCAGUAGAUGCUGCUAAAGCAAUGAUUGAAAAAGAUGAAGUUGUUGUUAUUGGUUUCUUCAAGGAUUUGAAAUCAGACAGUGCUAAAGAAUACGAGAAAGCAGCACAAGGUAUUGAUGAUAUCCCAUUCGGAAUUACAUCCAAUACUGAUAUCUUCAAAGAAUAUGAAAUGGAAUCUGAUGGUGUUGCUCUCUUCAAGAAGUUUGAUGAAGGACGUAAUAACUUUGAAGGGGAAGUAACUGCUGAUGCCGUCAACAAAUUCAUCUCAGCCAACAGAUUACCAUUGAUUGUUGAAUUCACACAAGAAUCUGCACAAAAGAUCUUUGGUGGAGAAAUCAAGAACCACAUCUUACUCUUCUUAGAAAAGAAAGCUGAUGCUUCUGCAAAAAUUUUGGAAGGAUACAGGAAGGCUGCAGUAGGAUUUAAAGGAAAAGUUCUGUUUAUCACAUUAGACACCUCAGAUGAAGAUAAUGCAAGAAUCUUGGAAUUCUUUGGUUUGAAGAAAGAAGAAACCCCAGCUGCACGUCUCAUCACCCUAGGAGAAGACAUGACCAAAUAUAAACCAGACUCUGAUGAUCUUUCAGAAGAAGCUGUUACUACAUUCGUACAAGCCUUUUUAGAUGGCAAAUUGAAGGCUCAUUUGAUGUCAGAAGAAGUCCCAGCAGAUUGGGAUUCAAAACCAGUUAAAACUUUAGUAGGAAAGAACUUUAAAGAAGUAGUUUUCGAUCAAGAUAAAGCAGUUUUAGUAGAAUUCUAUGCCCCAUGGUGUGGACAUUGUAAACAAUUAGCCCCAAUUUGGGAUGAAUUAGGAGAAAAAUUUAACGAUAAAGAUGAUAUUGUUAUAGCUAAAAUGGACUCUACAGUUAAUGAAAUAGAAGAUGUUAAAGUUCAAAGUUUCCCAACUAUUAAAUAUUUCCCUAAAGGCAGCAGUGAUGUUGUCGAUUAUAAUGGAGAAAGAACUUUAGACGGAUUUGUAAAAUUCUUAGAAAGUGGAGGUAAAGAAGGAGCAGGAGAACCAGAAGAAGAGGAUGAAGAUGAAGAUGAAGAGGAAGGAGAUGAAGCAGCAGCAAAGGAUGAAUUAUAAACAUUUCCAUUACGGGUUGUGCAGGGGUGGGGAGCUUAUUCCAUUGUCAAAGGGAGGGAAAACAAUGAACCAGUCUGUUAUUUGGAAUCUCUGUUUGGACAUUAAGUGACCUUAAUUGUUGUCUAUUUAUUUAAAUUUAUUUGACUGUGUUCCAAUACUGAGAUUAUUCCUUUUUGGGUUUAAUGUUUGGUGCAGACAUUUCUUGGAGUGCUUCCAUAUCAUGUUGAAUGUAGAGAGAUGUUAGAAUAUGUUUAGAUGUGUGAGUGGGUCCAGUGGUGCUAUGAUAGUUUUACAUAGUAAUUCACCAUUUAUCAAAAAGGUUACGGUUUUAUUUAGGCACAUAUUUUUCAUGUCAUCAAAGACUUUUGCCAGCUGGAUCCAAUUAUCUUUGAAAUGAAAAUGUAGGCAAAUUCCAAUGUCUUUAGACUUUAUAGUUUUCAUAUUAUGUAAUCAUUCAUAGAACUAGUGCUGAAUCUGAUCCAUUUAAAGUUCUUGAAAAAGUUAAAAUUUAACCAAAUUUAGAGUCUUUUGCAUAAUUUAGAAUAUUUCACCUGUCUAGUCAUAUCCAAAGAUUUCGUAAUCAUUCCAAAUUUUAGCUGUAAAUUUCAAAUUUGGAAAUGAGAACCCAGUGUAGGCCCCUUUCUUACCGAUAGCAUCUUUAUGUCUCUUUUUAAUUGCUGUAAAAAAUUGACAGAGAAAGUACAAAUCCAAAUUUCCUGUCAUGCUUUUCUUUUUAAUCUAUAGCCAUACAUGUAUCAUGUUUUAAAUUAUUUUUCUGUGACGGUAGCAAUAAUCAUAGUUAAGUUUGUUAUUAAUAUUUUGAGUCUAUGAGUGCUAUAAGUGUUAUUUCACUGACCUUAGUAAAAGUGUUUUUUUUUUAAAGAAAUUCACCUCUAAUAUUUCUGUAUUUUUAGGGUUUGCAUUGUCAAAUACUCUACCCUGAUAUUAAAAAAAAUGUAACAGCAUUUGUCUGAAGGGAUAAUAUUCUCUCUGACUUCUAUGAAGAUCAAGUGAGCUUCUUUUCUGUCAUGCAAGAAGACUUUUAUCAUCAGUUACCAGAAGUGUAGUGCAAUUAAAACAGUUUUCAGCAAGUGACAUUGCUACUUGAUUUGUUGUUCAUUAGGAUCCUUUGUAUCAGUAGAUUUUUUAUAGUGCUUCAAAUAGCUUCCUCUUUUCCUACUUAUAUAAGGUCUUCUUAUUCACAACAUUGUUGUAUUUGGAAAUUUGAAAUGUAAAUUAUUUAUAGUAUGAGCGUCCAAAUACAAAAAUGUUGUAUCUAUUUAUUAAUGGAUUGUAGCCAGUAGUAAUAGGGUCAUCCCCUUUCUAUAAAUGGAACAACAGAUUGUGUGCCAUUGUCACUUUUUGGUUAUUUUUACUAUUUUAUGUAUGAAUGGGUGAUGGAUGUGUUUUAAUUGGACAGUUUGUUUUGUAUACAUGUUAAAGAUAAACAUUCAAAGUUUUGUAAGAUUAUAUUAAGAAGCGUAAAAAUAGUAAAUAUUAAAAUUUGAAAAUACAAA